AACUCCAACUAAUCCAACCUCUCGAGCCGUAAGCAUCCUUAAAGCCCCAUCCUUCUCUUACACAAACCCUAGAAGCAGAAACAAGAAACAACCCGAGAGAGAUCCCACGAAAGAGAGACCGAUCUUUCCAUCGCCAUCACUCUCACAAGUCCACACAAAACGCCAAGAAACCCUCCUUUCCAAUGGCCGACAAGAGCCGCAACGACGCCGAGCCGCCCCCGCCCCAUGAGGAGAGGCGCAAGAAGCGGAUGAAAUGGGCCGCCUACAUCGCCGCCUUCGCCGUGUUCCAGGUCGCCGUGAUCCUCGUCUUCGUCCUCGUCGUCAUGAAGGUGCGGACGCCCAAGUUCCGGGUCGGCGCGAUCCGGAUCCAGAGCCUGGACGCGGCCCGGACGCCGUCGCCGUCCUUCGACGCGAGCUUCGUCGCCCCGAUCCGAGUCAAGAACGGCAACUUCGGGCCCUACAAGUACGCCGCCGCCGCCGUCAACUUCACCUACGGCGGCGUCCAGGUGGGCCACGUGACGAUCCCCAAGAGCAAGGCCCACUUCAUGUCCACCAAGAAGAUCGACAUGAACGUGACUCUGAGCUCCGCUAGCUUGCCCGGCAGCGCCAAUUCCACCCUCAAGAGCGAGCUGAGCUCGGGAGUGCUGACCCUGAGGAGCGAGGGCACGUUGAGCGGGAAGGUGGAGCUGAUGCUCAUCUUCAAGAAGAAGAAGUCGACGAGGAUGAACUGCACCAUGGAGAUCAACGUCUCGCCCAAGACGCUCAAGUCCGUGACCUGUGAAUGAGACGGGCGGCCGGCGAUUCGUCCCCGUCCGGCGCGAGAGUUGCCAUGAGCGGAGCUCGGAGGAAUAUGGUUGGAGUGAAGAAGACGACAGGCUAAAGAUUUUCGAAUUUUCUUUGCUUUUCCUUUAUAACGCAAGUGGGAUUUGGUUGGUGUGAAGGUGAUAAGGUGUCGGGCCCAUGUUGGCCUACCAAUGCUUGUGAGUCUCCAUUAUUGUGCGUAAAGCUUUUUGAAAAGUGAAGGCCAAGUGGGGGUCAGGAUCGGCGGCCGAGAAGACUUCAUUAUUUUCCUUUUUUUAAAAUAUUUUUGUGGGUAUUAUUAUUAAUCUUUUUUUUUUGGGUGUA
Rhodamnia argentea is the source of this 1125-nucleotide messenger RNA. RefSeq names its product late embryogenesis abundant protein At1g64065-like. The record is from RefSeq and is a predicted model, not a curated record. The coding region runs from base 183 to 785 and encodes 200 amino acids. The transcript has a single exon. Lineage: Eukaryota; Viridiplantae; Streptophyta; Magnoliopsida; Myrtales; Myrtaceae.